This is a messenger RNA of Fusarium oxysporum Fo47, 500 nucleotides long. Its product is annotated as mitochondrial outer membrane translocase complex, subunit Tom5. The transcript is spliced from 3 exons. The coding region runs from base 96 to 248 and encodes 50 amino acids. Lineage: Eukaryota; Fungi; Ascomycota; Sordariomycetes; Hypocreales; Nectriaceae. The record is from RefSeq and is a predicted model, not a curated record.
GCGAAACGAGAUAGCAUCAUACCCGAGUCUAUUUAGCUAUCAACGAGCGUUGCCCUUCAACCAAACGCUUCUUCUUCGCUUAAACUACAUACAAAAUGUUUGGAGGAUUCGCCCCCCCUCAGCAGUCUCAGGAGGAGAUCCGCGCUCUUGAGGCCGAUGCUGCCUUUACAGUCCAAGGUGCCAUUACCACUGCUGUCCUCCUCUACCUCUCUCCCUUCGCUAUCGACCUCGUCGGCAAGAUCUUCUAAAUACCAAUAACACCGUUUACGACUAUGAAUCUGUCCGUGUUGUCUUUGAUAGUGUUAUGAGCCUGCAGAAAUGCGGUCGAUGGUGCUUCCGCCGCGCCAUGUACAAUAGAACCGGUUUAGAUGGGACGGGCGGGAAGUCAUGAUUAAUCUGUAACAAUACAUAUCCCAAGACGUGGUAAAAGCCGCGCAGCAACAUUGCUCACGAGAUCAAAAUGCACCAUAUCCGUUCCCAGUUCAUAAACCCAAUAGAGG